This is a messenger RNA of Aspergillus japonicus CBS 114.51, 1500 nucleotides long. RefSeq names its product transcription initiation factor IIA large subunit. Lineage: Eukaryota; Fungi; Ascomycota; Eurotiomycetes; Eurotiales; Aspergillaceae. The transcript has 4 exons. The record is from RefSeq and is a predicted model, not a curated record. The coding region runs from base 114 to 1334 and encodes 406 amino acids. Gene Ontology annotation, biological process: transcription initiation at RNA polymerase II promoter; transcription by RNA polymerase II. Gene Ontology annotation, cellular component: transcription factor TFIIA complex.
UCCCACUCUUUCGUGCUCCACCGUCCUUUAGCAACUCUUCAUUCGCUUCCUACUCUUCUCCGUUUUACCUAAAACCAGACAAAGAUCCUCUGCGAGGUCCUGCCCCAGCGACCAUGUCAAACCAGCAGGUGGGCAUGGUGUUCGACCGUGUCAUCCAGGAGGUUUGCGAUGGCUCUCAGGUGGACUUUGAAGAAAGUGGAGUGGAUCAACAGACGCUUCUAGAUCUGCGCAGAAGCUGGCAGAAGAAGCUAUCUUCGUUGGGCGUCGCUCAUUUCCCUUGGGAUCCCCCACCACCGCAACAAGCCCCUCCCAGCCAAAACCAGCAACAAAUACUCCCUCCCACUGCCACCGUUCCCUCCAACGCUCCUCGUCCUGCUCCGUCUCCUCAUCCACCGCAGCAACAUGUUCCUCCUCCGCAACAACCCAUUCCUCAGUCCAUGCCCACCACGGCUUCCCCCAUGCAAGCUCCGGCCCCGGUAGGUGGCCCGCCUCGCCCCAUGGGCCACCUUCCACCCAUCAAGACGGAGCCUGGGGUCAACAACCAGCCGGGGAUGAUGCCCGUGAACAAUAACGGCAACAUGAUGAUGCCACCCAGUGGCUCAGCCCCCCAGUCUGCCCAACAACGGGCCGCCGACAUGCUCCGUCAGCGCUAUGGAGAUGCAGCUGCCACUUCGGUCAGUCAGCUGCAAGCUCAGUCGCAGGCAGCGAUGAGCAUGCCAGGUCAGCCACGCCCACCAAACAUGCAGCAUUUGCCGAAUGGUCAGGCGCCUCAGAUCAAGCAGGAGCCUGGCUACCCACCUGCCCCCCGUCCUUCCUUGGGGAACGCUCAAACCGAUGGUGCUGGAGAUGCACUCUCGGAGUGGAAGGCAGAGGUCGCUCGACGGCGUGAAGCCGCGCAACGUCAGAACGGAGAGGGCGAUCGUCUCUUGCGAGAGCACCUGAAACAGCGCAUGCUCCAGUUCGAGGGUGGAGGUCUUAUGCUACCUUUGGAAGAGCGACAAACUCCUUCGGCACGUGGCCUUUCGCUCAACUCAACCGAUGGAACAGGAGCGCAACCUUCGGCUGUUCCCAAGGCCCAGUUCGAUGGUCCAGGUGGGGAUGAUGAAAGAGACGAAGAUGACGAAGAUGCCAUCAAUUCUGAUCUCGAUGACCCGGACGAUCUCGUUGCUGACGAGCACGACGGCGACGAGUCCAUGGGUCAAGUCAUGCUUUGCACCUACGACAAGGUACAAAGGGUGAAGAACAAGUGGAAGUGUACGCUAAAGGACGGUAUCCUGACCACUGGAGGCAAAGAAUAUGUCUUCCACAAAGGCCAAGGCGAAUUCGAAUGGUAGGCCCGAUUUACGAAUCGGAUCGCCCAGCUCAAGAACAUGUCCUGCUCAUGCGUCUCCUGUUUCUUUUUCCUAAUUCCCCGGUGCUUUGCCUAUUUCUCCUGCGAUCUUUGAUGUAGAAAACCAGUUAUGACACCAAUAUAUGAUGAAGAAUCAGCCCAUUCCACAC